This is a messenger RNA of Pneumocystis murina B123, 1986 nucleotides long. RefSeq lists its product as hypothetical. The transcript is spliced from 7 exons. Gene Ontology annotation, cellular component: DNA replication preinitiation complex. Gene Ontology annotation, molecular function: chromatin binding; DNA replication origin binding; single-stranded DNA binding. Gene Ontology annotation, biological process: mitotic DNA replication preinitiation complex assembly; double-strand break repair via break-induced replication; DNA replication initiation. NCBI's taxonomy places the organism in Eukaryota, Fungi, Ascomycota, Pneumocystomycetes, Pneumocystales, Pneumocystaceae. The coding region runs from base 1 to 1986 and encodes 661 amino acids. The record is from RefSeq and is a predicted model, not a curated record.
AUGUUUAUAAGACGAUCAAAUUAUGUUGAUGCGUAUUCUCGAAUCAAGGCAGCUUCAUUAUCAGGAUCAUGUACAGUUUUAAUUUUUGUUGCUCUUGAAGUUGAUGCUCUUUGUGCUUGUAAAAUGUUAUCCACAAUAAUGAAACAUGAUUUUAUUUCUCAUAAAAUUCAACCUGUAUCAGGUUAUCAGGAUAUAAUGGAUAUAAAUCAAACGGUGGUUUUGAAUAAUGAAAAUUUGAGGUUUCUUAUAUUAUUAAAUUGCGGUGCUUUAAUUGAUUUAUCUCAAUAUCUUACUCCUCAAGAUUAUGUUACUAUAUAUGUUAUUGAUUCUCAUCGUCCAUGGAAUUUGGAUAAUGCAUUUUCUGAUAAUAAUAUUUUUGUUUUUGAUGAUGGAGAUAUUGAAGAAAAACUUUCUGAAGAACGAAGAGCAUAUGAGGCAUUGGCGGAGGCAAGUGAUUCAGAGUUAGAACGUGAUGAUGAUUAUGAUGACUCAAUAUCUGAUGAAAAAGAUUUUUUUUUUGAAGAUGAAAAUUUUGAAAAAAGUAAAUUAGAAAAACAGAAUACAUUAGUAUCAAAUAAUAACCUUGAGGAUCUGGUAUCAUCGGGCGAUGCUAAAAACAAGGAAGUAUCAUCGGAUCCUGCCCAAUUGUCUUUGGAUUGUCCUGCAAAACAUGAUUCUCGAAGUGCAAAACGAAAGCAAUAUUAUAAAUAUCAAAGAAUUAUUUCAAAUUACUAUGAUUCUGGUACUUGGUUUGGAGAGUGCAUAUCCAGUCAAGUGUAUUCUCUUGCGUCCGAUAUAGGAAGAGAAGAUAAUGAAUUACUUUGGCUUGCUAUUAUAGGACUAACAAGUCAAGAAAUUCAUAGAAGGACAAGUUAUAAUAAAUAUUUACAGCUAUACUCCUUAUUUAAGGAUGAAGUUAACCGGUUGAAUCCUCCUGUUUUAGAUACUAAAAAUAUAAAAAGAGCAAAUGGAAGAACAGCAGAUGAUUCUUCAAUUAAGGCAAGGGACGAGUUUCGAUUUAUGUUAGUUCGGCAUUGGAGUUUGUAUGAUGCUAUGCUUCAUUCAUCUUAUUUAGGUGCUAAAUUAAAAAUUUGGUCUGAAUAUGGUAAAAAAAAAUUGCAUAAAUUAUUUGCAAAAAUGGGGAUUUCUUUGCAGCAAUGUCGUCAAAUAUAUACUCAUAUGGAUAUUGAUUUGAAAAAAAAUCUUCAAGAAAAAUUGGAUAGAUUUGCCCCUUUGUAUGGAUUAAAUGAUUUGAUAUAUCCGAGUUUUAUUCGGACAUUUGGUUUUAAAUGUACAUUAAGUGCUAGUGAUGCAAGCUAUGGGCUUAGUGCCCUCUUAGAAACAGGAAAACAUAAAUGCGAAAAAUACGAUCCUAAUAAGGAAAAUGAAAGACCAUUAAAAAAUAUAGAACAUGGCAAUAAACAAGAGGAUAUGGUUCGAGAUCUUUGGCUUACAUAUUUCUAUGAUGCUUUUGAUGCAUUGGAUAAUAUUGAUGCUCUGUAUUCAUCUUUAAGUGUCGCUAUGGAAUUACAAAGAGCGAUUGUUCGCACUGGGACAUAUUUGAUAGAUAAACGUGCAAUUAGACAUUUAAAAGCGUUUCGCAUUGCUGUUUUAAAAGAAGGACCAGAUCUCGGUAUUUUUACACAUCCAUUUGCACUUUCUAAGUUAGCAAUAUGGGUGGCCGAUGCUAUUAAUGAACAAGAACGUGAACAGGGACGAACACGACAUCUUCCUUUUGUAAUUGCAUCUUUAAAUGAACGUACUGAUACAUAUCUUUUACUUGGGACAUCUGUCUCUACAUCUUCUGAUGAAUUAGAAGACAAUGCCAGCUAUAAUAGAAAUCGAUUUGGUUUAAUUUUUUCUCAAGUUGCCCAAGCUACUUCGGCUCGUCUUAAAAUGGAUGCUUUUGAUGCAUAUUGUGUUGAAGUUUAUAAACAAGAUCUUGCCAACUUUCUUGAAAUAUUAAGCACUAAAAUAAUGUUUUAA